Mytilus trossulus (common blue mussel) is the source of this 1507-nucleotide messenger RNA. RefSeq lists its product as uncharacterized. NCBI's taxonomy places the organism in Eukaryota, Metazoa, Mollusca, Bivalvia, Mytilida, Mytilidae. Bases 226 to 1491 code for a protein of 421 amino acids. The transcript is spliced from 2 exons. The record is from RefSeq and is a predicted model, not a curated record.
UCCCUAGAUUACAUGUAUCGAUAAGGGCCGAGAGAGAUAGAAAGAAAAAUAGCACAUGGCCCGCAAACGCAUUUUGGUAUUAUUAUUCAAUAUUUGGAAUCUAGUGGUCCCCCACAGACUUUUUACCUUCUCCUGGGAAGUUUGUAGUGAAUAAAAGAAAUACAAGAAACAUUUGUUAGUUAUUAGGCAUUACAGUAAAAAGUCUGACGAUUGGACCAACUCAUUAUGGACACGCCAGAUGAAGUAGAAACAAAACGGCUGAGAACACUUACAGUUAGGGCAAUGGAAAACUAUAAAGAAAAGGUUAAAGCCUAUCAUGCUAAACUAUUAGAAAAGAGACAAGCAGUUGAGGCAUCAUUAGCCUAUCUGGAGGAACAAACAGGAGAUAUACAAUUUCUAGGACAGGUUAGAGAAACUCUUGUGGAAGUACUUAACCAUUAUUAUGAACUUUGUAAAGAAUUCUGUGAAUACUUGUCACCUCAAAAUACGGAACAAAGUAAUAGUGAACUAUUAGUACAAAAAUCUGUGUUUCAAACAAUAGCUAAAGAAGUAGAUCUAGCAAUUAAAUUCAUUGAUGAGCAAACAAGUCAUAGUACCAAGAUCGAAAAAGAGAAUAGCUCAACAGCACAUCUAGUCAAAGAGGAUGAGCCUCAAUUAACAAUUAGGAAAGACAGUCCAGUUCAUCAUUCUAGUCUUCAUGGUUCUUUACAUGAUCAAGGCAAUUCUAGUCAUAAGAUCCAAGGACAUAAGUCACAUUCUAGUUCUAGUCAUAAAGCUAAAAGUAGUGAUGGAGGUCGUUCUUCAAAUUACACUCACAGUCGUUCUAGUCAGGGAAGUCGCUCGAGCAAGUCAAUUCUUCUAGACAAAACAGCUAGAGCUGAAGCUGCCAAGGCAAAACUUAAAUUCAUAGAAGAGGAAGAGAAAUUAGUAAGAAAACAAAAUGAGUUAGAAUUAGAAGUCCAAAAACAAAGAUCGGAACUUAAAUCAAACUUAAACAUUUUGAAACAUAAAAGAGAGAUUGCAGAAGCCGAGGCAGAAUUAACAGCAGUAAAGGAAAUUUUAGAUGAGGAAAAUGCAAUAGAUAGCAAUUGGAAGGACAGAGGUCUGAACCUUCCUGAAUCAAGUGCUUCUGAAAUAGUAAAAUCUUAUAUUACCAAUCAGAGACCUAAAGUUUAUGUUCCCGUUGAGGAAGAAACAAAAUUAAACCCUCAUGUACAAGAAUUUGUGCCUUCGACAAUACUGCAAAAGGAAUUCAAAACAUUUCAACCACAACAGACUGUGCAUGUGUCUGAAUCACCAGGAAUAAUUGACCUCACGAAAUAUAUUAUGAAGAAAGAUCUUUUAAUUUCAAGAUUAUCGACUUUCGAUGACAAACCUGAACGAUAUUGCAGUUGGAAAAAUAGCUUUAACAACAUACUAAGAGAACUGGAUGCAACAGAUUCAGAACAGUUAGAUCUUUUAAACAGAUACUUAGGCCCACAGUCAAAAUGACAUGCAGCAAGUCUGA